AAAUUUAACCACUUUUUACAUUCAAGUUUAGUUAAUCUAGUAACGUAUUUCUUUGAGAUAUUUAUCUCUAAGAUCUUUAAAAUAUUUUCGUUUUAUUUAAUUUUUAAUUAUUUGUCCGUUGACGUCUUUUAUUUGAAAUGUCAAAAUUGCGAUUGGGCAAAUAUUUUAUAAUUCAUUCUAAGCAUAAUUUUAACUGGGUACUGGAAGUAGGAGAUGACGGCGAAUCGGAGUCAGUGAAGUUGGCCGAAAUGAAACCUGAUUGGAUGGGGAACAACGACCAUCAGCUCUGGUACUACAACCCCAGCAGUAAAAUUCUUUUCAAUAAGAAAAACAAUUUGUGCCUUGAAUUCUCUGGUGGCAAGCUUUGGGUAACAAAGUGCAAGGUAAAUGAUGAGAGUCAACAUUGGACACUUGAGAAUAAUUGGAUCGUGAAUGUCCAACUGAACCGGGUCAUCGAGGUGACCAAUCAUCACGAAUGCACACUGGCCGAUAAAAAUGAACAUCAACUCAAUCAACUGUGGAAAAUCGAAAAUUUACCAGCCUUAUAUUUCUACAUAAAACUAAAGAGCAAGCCAUCACUAACGGUUGAUGUGAGAGGCGAAGAUGCUAAACCUGGAGCAAAGGUGAUAGUUUACGAAAACAAGGGCAAAUUGUCGGACAAUCAGUUGUGGUGGGAGGAUGAGAACGGGAUCAUAAGGUCAAAGUUGAAUGACUUCGCGUUUGACCUUACAGACAAGAUGGAGGUAAUAAUGAACCCAUACCAGCAUUCAAACCCGAGCCAACAGUGGGUCGUAUCAAGGAGGCACCUGAGGAACGUUGAGCGACCAGGCUGGUUCAUAUACAUGAAGCCAGGCUCGCUACUCACUGGGCCACCGAGAUUGAUGGCUUGUGAGACGCUUGUGGGCAUUGAUGAUGACGUUGCUGAGUGGCAGUUGGAGUUCAUCGAACAUCAGUCCAUCAGCCUCAAUCACUCGGGCUGUGGGAGGAACUUUUCCAUCCGGAGCCAGUUGAAUGGCGGAGUGCUGCAGGUGGAUGGGGAAGAUGUGGGGGCAGGAAGCAAGGUGGUUCUUAAGAAGUUUUCUGGUGAAGACACGAACAGAACCUCCAGGCUGCAUUUCUACGAGGAUGACGUCACAGGAACCAUCAGAAGCAUCCUAAGGAACUUUGCCAUUGAAGCCACUGACUCCGGCCUAAUCCUCUCCUCCUAUGACCCCUACAAAAAACUCCAGCAGUGGCAGUGCAAGUCUCACAGGAUUCAGAACCGGCACAACCUCACCCAGCUCAUCCAGGUUCAAAGGCACCACCGCCGAAACAAUAGUCACCCUGCUGCUUCUGACGAUGGUGGUAAUGAAAGCGGCGAUGACGACAGCCUCUUCAUAAAUGUCGGUGAGGAUGUGAACGGCCUGCAUCAGUUGUGGGACUUUUGCUACGUACCAGCUCGUUGUUUCCAGAUAGUUAGCAUCUUCUGUCAGAAGGUCAUUGACGUGAGAGGAUGCAAGUCAGACUCCGGAGCUUCGGUCAUCCUUUACGACAAGAACCACCCUGCCACUAACAAUCAGCUCUGGUACGAAGAUGAGAGGGGAUUGGUCAGGUCCAAACUUAAUGGAUAUGUUCUUGACUCGUCUGGCCCAACGAUGAAAGUCACUCCGUACGAUCCCACCAAUCCGGAUCAUCAUUGGAUCAUCGUCGGCGAUCGCAUCCAGAACAAGUUCGACCACAAAAGCGUCAUUGACAUAAGCGGCGAGAAUAAAUGGAACGGCACAUCCCUGAUCAAGUACAAAUUCCAUGGUGGGGAAAACCAAAGAUGGAAGUUCGAAUAUGUCGAUUAGGUUUAGUAAGAUGCGAUGGUGAGACAAAGAGCAUUGAAAGAGAGAGAAAGGGGGGGGGAGAGGAGAAUAAAUAAGGAAGGAAGGAAAUUAAAAAUGGUCUUCAGCCAUUAAAUUAAUAUGUUAAUUAUCUAAUGAACUAUCACUGCAUUAUAAUAUGUUAAUUGAAUUUAUUUUCUAUAGAGACGUUAAUGAUUUCGGUUUAGUUGCGUUGCUUUACUAAUCAGUGACAGCAUUCAUAUUUUUAACUCGAUAAAAUAUGCUAAUUCACACAAGUCAGAAGAUUCAUUUUAUUCUAUUUUUACAUUAUCGCU
Helobdella robusta is the source of this 2140-nucleotide messenger RNA. RefSeq lists its product as hypothetical. The transcript has 10 exons. Bases 138 to 1829 code for a protein of 563 amino acids. The record is from RefSeq and is a predicted model, not a curated record. Lineage: Eukaryota; Metazoa; Annelida; Clitellata; Rhynchobdellida; Glossiphoniidae.